AUGUCAGUGGACUUGCUGAGGGAAUCUUGUAUUUGGGGUAAGCUAGACUUACAUGUGCCAGACUCAUGGAAUAUUUGGUACAAACAAAAGGGCAAGACUUGGUCAAAUGGUAAAAAAGAAAUUUUGAGUGAAGAUGAUGUAAAGGGCUUUUUGGAGACAAAGACAAAGAAUGGGUUUGUUGUAGUGUAUUGUACUAGCCAAGUACCCAGUAUUGUACAACCCACCCAAAACAGAAAAACCAAAGCUGAUAAGCCCACUGAACUUAGGAAAAGCCCUAGGUUUAAGCUGAAUGUGGAAAAUACAGAUAAGGUUGUAGAUCAGACUGAAGAGGGAGGUCCAUAUGAGACUGUGACAGGGAAGAAAUCAUCAAGGAAGAGAUUGUUCUCUGAGAGUGUUAAAGGGAAGAAGAAGCAAGGGGAACAGGAAGGUAAUUCUGGGAGAAAUACAGUGAAGGGAAAGGGAAAGUGUACAACCAAGGGUAGGAGGAAGAAGAAGACAGGGAGGGAGGUUGAGUUGGAAACAGAAGCUGGAUCUGGCUCCUCCAGCUCUGAUUGUUAUGACACUGACCCUGAUUGGGAUAUAGGGGAAGAGAAGGGGUUAGAUGAGGAUGCUGAACUUGAAGAAAAUGUGAACAACACUAUUCAGAACAUAAUUCAAGAGAGAGAGUUUAGUUCUGAUUCAGAGGAGUUGGAUAGCCCUAAGUGUUCUGAUGAUGAAGAAGACAAGUACCCAUGGUUUCAUGCCUCAACAGACUUCAAGAAACCAAUAGUCUUGGUGAAAGGACAGAAGUUUAUCAACAGUAAACUGCUUAGGAGAGCAUUGAGGGUUCAUGCAGUUGAGAAUAGAUAUGAAUAUUGGUACUUGCACAAUGACAGCAGCAAGUUAACCAUCCACUGCAGGAGGAGAUGUCAGUGUAAAUGGAAUGUAAAAAAGUGUAGGUUGCCUAAGUGUACUUGUGUUGGAGGGAGGAGAUGCCAUUUUAAGGUGGUUGCUAGGAGAUCUGUCAACCAAGAUUUUUGGCAGAUUAAGAAUGUGAAUCUUAAGCAUAGGUGUGUAAGGGUAAAAAGAAAUCUCAAUCUUACUGCUGAAUUUCUAGCUGAGAAGUACAUUGAGGAUUGGAGAAGUGAUCCAGGGUGGAAGCUAAAGGGAUUCAUUAGGAGGGUGUUAACUGAUCUUGGCAUAGAAAUUACUUAUAGCAAAGCUUGGAUGUCAAGGGCAAGAGCAAAGCUAAUGAUCUAUGGUUCAGCAGCACAACAGUAUGCCAGAGUUUGGGACUAUGGAAAGGCUCUCAUGAAGUAUAACCCUGGGACACAAUGUAAUGUUGUUAUUGAUGGGAUUGAGAAACCUGAGCCCCCAUUAUUCCUUAGGAUGUUUGUUUGCCUAGCUCCUUUGGCAAAGGGAUUUUUGUCUGGUUGUAGACCCUUAAUAGGGGUUGAUGGAUGUCAUCUCAAGGGUCCAUACCCAGGGCAGAUACUUGUUGCAGUAGGGAAGGAUGGCAACAACAAUAUUUAUCCUAUUGCAUGGGCUACCUGUGAAAUAGAGAACACAGAGACAUGGGUGUGGUUCCUAGAGAGCCUAAUGAAGUCCUUAAAAGAUGAAAAUGAAGGGCUUGGGUUCACCUUUAUGUCAGACAGACAAAAGGGGUUGUUAGAAGCUUUCCAGCAGGUAGUCCCUAAUGCAGACACAAGGUAUUGUGUCAGACACAUUUGGGCCAACUUCAAGUUGCAGUUUAGUGGAGCAACAUUCAAAGAGCUAUUUUGGGCAGAAGCUAGGGCUACAACACAGUUUGAUUUUGAAGUGGCAAUAGAGUCAAUAAGGUUCUUGUCUGAGGAUGCACUUGAAUACCUAGCUGACAUCCUAGUUGAGCAUUGGUCUAGACAUGCUUUUAGUUCAUUCCCAAAGUCAAACAUGUUGCUUAACAAUGUUUGUGAGACUUUCAAUGCUGUGAUCAAAGAAGCUAGGGAUAAGCCCAUAUUGACUCAGAUGGAGUGGCUUAGGAGGUAUAUGAUGAAAAGAAACAAUGAUAAAUGGGAAAGUUAUGAAAAAAUGGAGGGAAAAGUAGUUCCAUAUGUAAGAAAGGCAUUCCAAAGGAUAGAACCAGUAGCUAGGCAUUGCAUUGUGCAAGUAUCUAGAGGUGACACUUAUGAAGUAGAGCUUAAUUCUGACAUAGUUAAAGUGGACCUAAGCAAAGGUACUUUCACUUGCUAUCAUUGGGAGCUAACUGGUAUCCCUUGUGUCCAUGCAUAUGCAUGCAUCAUGGACAAAAGGGCAGACCCUGAAGAGUAUGUGGACAGUGCUUACUUUGUGUCCACAUACAUGUUAGCAUACAGGUAUGAGGUUGCACCUAUGCCUGGUCCAAACCAUUGGGAGAAGGUGAAGCUAAGGGAGCCACUACCACCAGCCAUCAAAGUACAGCCUGGGAGGCCUAAGAGUAAGAAAAGAAAGCUGGAACAGGGAGAAAUUGUGGGGCAGAGCCAGCAAGAAGAGAAACCAGUCAAGAGAAGGGCAACAUGUAAGAAUUGUGGCCAGCUUUGA
This is a messenger RNA of Chenopodium quinoa (quinoa), 2535 nucleotides long. RefSeq lists its product as uncharacterized. The transcript has 4 exons. Gene Ontology annotation, molecular function: DNA binding; zinc ion binding; transposase activity. Bases 1 to 2535 code for a protein of 844 amino acids. Gene Ontology annotation, biological process: DNA transposition. Lineage: Eukaryota; Viridiplantae; Streptophyta; Magnoliopsida; Caryophyllales; Amaranthaceae. The record is from RefSeq and is a predicted model, not a curated record.